AUGGAAUCUGAAGGUCACCGAAAGGUCAUUUUCCCGAGGCUUCGCCGCUAUGGCAGAGUGGCAACACUUCAUGAUGAUAAAGUCUUCGCAGAGGCCUGGAGCAGCAGCACUUACACAUACAACCUAGUGAACCAGUUCUGUGAGCAGGUCCUGAACUUCUUGUUUUGUCCCUACUCUCCUGCCAUAGCCCCGUCCUCCCCCGGUGUUGACUCCGUACCCUUGCAGCGAACAGGAAGUCAGAAUGCCACAGGGACGUUUCCCAGAGGCGGCUAUGCGUCCGGUCAGGGCGCCAAUUACACGGAUACUUACCGCACGUUGCCAUACUGCUCUUCAGUGGAGUCUCCCUACAGCAAGUCCGGCCCUGCCCUGCCACCCGAGGGCAACCUGGCCCGCUCGCCCUCCAUCGACAGCAUUCAGAAGGAUCCCAGGGAAUUCGGUUGGCGAGAUCCUGAAUUACCUGAAGUCAUUCAGAUGUUGCAGCACCAGUUUCCCUCAGUUCAGUCCAACGCAGCGGCAUAUCUGCAACACCUUUGCUUUGGAGACAACAAGAUUAAAGCUGAGAUACGGAGGCAGGGCGGUAUUCAGUUGUUGGUGGACCUGUUGGAUCACAGAAUGGCUGAAGUACACAGAAGCGCCUGUGGUGCCCUGAGGAACCUCGUUUAUGGCAAAGCCAAUGAUGAUAAUAAAAUCACUCUGAAGAAUUGCGGUGGAAUUCCUGCGCUGGUCCGCCUGCUGCGUAAGACCUCUGAUGUGGAAGUCAGAGAACUGGUCACAGGUGUGUUGUGGAACCUGUCUUCCUGUGAUGCUCUGAAGAUGCCUAUAAUCCAGGAUGCUCUAGCCGUCUUGACCAACACCGUGAUUAUACCCCAUUCCACCUGGGACGUGUCCCCACAUCAGGAGGACCGCAAGCUUCAAAUGCACACGUCCCAAGUACUUCGCAAUGCCACCGGCUGCCUGAGGAAUGUGAGUUCGGCAGGAGAGGAGGCUCGGCGGCGGAUGAGAGAAUGCGAGGGUCUGACUGACACGCUGCUUUUCGUCAUCCAGACUUCCCUCGGAAGCAGCGAGAUUGAUAGCAAGACCAUAGAAAACUGUGUAUGCAUUUUGAGGAACCUCUCCUAUCGGCUUGCAGCUGAAACGUCUCAGGGACAGCAGAUGGGGACGGACGAGCUGGAUGGCCUCCUGUGUAGCGAUGCCAGCGGGAAGGACGGAGAGACCUCAGGCUGCUGGGGAAAGAAGAAAAAGAAGAAGAAGUCCCAGGACCAGUGGGAUGGUGUGGGACCGCUGCCAGAUACUGCUGAACCCCCCAAAGGCAUUCAGAUGCUGUGGCAUCCAUCGAUAGUAAAGCCCUACCUCACCCUCCUGUCUGAGUGCUCAAACCCAGACACGCUGGAGGGGGCCGCCGGGGCACUGCAGAACCUGGCUGCUGGGAGCUGGAAGUGGUCGGUGUACAUCCGUGCGGCGGUGAGGAAAGAGAAGGGUCUGCCCAUCCUCGUGGAGCUGCUGAGGAUAGACAACGACCGUGUGGUGUGUGCCGUCGCUACCGCGCUCAGAAACAUGGCCUUGGACGUCAGAAAUAAAGAGUUAAUUGGUAAGUAUGCCAUGCGUGACCUCGUGCACCGGCUCCCGGGUGGGAGCAAUGCUAGUGGAAGCAGCGGGGGUACAGCAAACAGCACAGCGGGUAAAACCAUGUGCGAUGACACCGUUACGGCUGUAUGUUGCGCCCUACACGAGGUCAUCACCAAGAACAUGGAGAACGCCAAGGCCUUACGAGACGCCGGUGGCAUUGAGAAGCUCAUCGGUAUUGCUAGGAGUAAAGGAGACAAACACUCACCUAAAGUGGUAAAGGCAGCAUCUCAGGUUCUCAGUAGCAUGUGGCAGUACAGAGAUCUCCGGAGCCUUUAUAAGAAGGAUGGCUACUCGCAGUAUCACUUUGUUGGCUCUGCCUCAACAAUAGAGAGAGACAGACAGAGACCGUACUCAUCCUCACGCACUCCGUCAGUAUCUCCGGUCCGGACGUCCCCUAAUAACCGAUCAGCCAGCGCCCCCGCCUCACCCAGAGAGAUGAUCAGCCUCAAGGACAGGAAGAGUGACUACGACUCCACUGGAACCAAUGCCAGUUACCAUGGAAACAAAGGAGAGCACACUUCCAGAAAAGACACAAUGGCAGUUCAAACCUCCUGUGGAACAUCCACAUUGUUCCGCAACUCGUACGAGACUUCAAAUGACGAGAUCAAACACAACCAGAUCCCAGUGCCGCCCGCACCACAGGAGCCACCGCGCAAUGACUACGAGGCGUACCCCAUCUAUCAAAACUCCACCAGGGACUUUGAGGGGCCAUUUUUUGAGGAUCAGGUCCAUCGCCCACCUCCCGCCACAGAUCUGAAUAUGCACCUGGGACUCAAGUCCACCGGGAAUUACGUGGACUUCUACUCUGCCGCCCGGCCCUAUAGCGAACUCAACUACGAAACGAGUCACUACCCCGCGUCCCCCGACUCUUGGGUUUAGGACUUCGAGCACGUAGAGGCCGGGAAACUGCAUGUGCAUGCAUAUCCCAAAACAUUUUUCAGCGAGUUUUGUUAGUCUAAGCUGGUUCCAUGGCGAAUA
Sinocyclocheilus grahami is the source of this 2604-nucleotide messenger RNA. Its product is annotated as catenin delta-2-like. The record is from RefSeq and is a predicted model, not a curated record. Gene Ontology annotation, cellular component: postsynaptic density; plasma membrane; cytoplasm. The transcript is spliced from 15 exons. Bases 1 to 2505 code for a protein of 834 amino acids. Gene Ontology annotation, molecular function: protein binding. NCBI's taxonomy places the organism in Eukaryota, Metazoa, Chordata, Actinopteri, Cypriniformes, Cyprinidae. Gene Ontology annotation, biological process: cell-cell adhesion; dendritic spine morphogenesis.